ACUGAGUUGGUAAAAUUUCAGAAUGAGAUCUCAUAACCAUAAUAUAAGACUACCUUUUCCAUUCUUUUGUCUAAUUAAGCUCUUCCAUUUUUGUGGCUCUCAGACUUUUAUUUUGUUACAGAUCAAGUCUCAUUUUCACAUCCAAAGCAUUUGGCUUUCUCAAGGAGGGUAACCGUGAGGGGUUGAGAGCGGCACAUCAAAGUUCUAAGGAAAAAUCCUAAAUUUUGAGACAUGGAUUCGCAGAAUGCCUCUGACAACCGUGUUUCAUUCAUUGACUGGAACGAGGACGGCGCUCUAGUUAACAACAUAUCAAACUUUCUAGAGUUCAGCAGUCCCCACACCGGUUUGCAUGAUGCGAAUUCAACACCCAAAUCUUCUAUUUUGGGAUCUUUUCAGUCCCAAAAUGUUGAGGACCCAGUAACUGAGUUGGCUGCUGUUCCUAACCCUCCAGUGGUGGGAUUUGUUGUUGGAACACCAAAUCAGGUCCAAAUUCAAACCACUGAUCCUUCUUCAUCUUACCAGGGAUCGUCGUCAAACUCCUCUGGUCAUCAAAGCUUUGUGGCUUCUGCUUUUGUUCCGGAGAAUCCUAAUCCUUUACCCUUGCCAUUACCAAAUUCUUCAGCCCCACCGCUUAAUCAAACGCAACCAAGCCACCCUUUACCAUCAUCUGCGAUGGGAUUGGCCUGGGAAGGAGGUGUUAAUUCGUCUAUUAUGACCCAAAAGGGUUACUUCAAUCAAUUGUCCAACAUGCAAAACGAGAAUUCGCUUCGUUUUCAAGGAUUGGGUGUUUCUGAUGAGUACCCCACAACCGGAAACAAUCCACCGCUGGUGCCAAAUACAAUCCAAAACAAUAAUUUCAGUGGAAACAAUAACCAGACAUCUCCAUAUCAAGCAUUGUUCCACCCAAACUCCGCACAGGCAAGGCCAGGGAUUGAAAGUGGAAAUUCAAGAAGCCAAAUGCUUAUCGGUUCUGCGCGGAAUUCUAGGCCAGAACAGGAUCAAUUGUCUGCUCCUAAUGUCCAUGGUUCACAAUAUGCCCCCAACUAUACGCAGUCGGCUCAGUCGUUCACUACUCUGCAGAAUCAAGUAGGUCAUGCGUCUGGAACGCAGGAUAAUUUUGAUUUACAAUCUCAAAAUUCUAAGCAGCCUGUCAACCCAAUUUACCCAAGGUCUGAACUGUACUCAAGUUCAAGUGAUCUUCAGUCUGGUUUUGGAACAAUGCCAUCAAAUUCUUAUCAACAAGGUUAUAGUCCCGUGGUGCCAGGGUCUGCAGCACCAUCACCAUCGUCUGCGUCUUCCCUUACUCCUACACAUUCCCAGUUAUUCGAAAAGCAGGACCAUCAGCACAAUGAAAGGGACAGUGAAUCCUCUAAGUGGUAUCGGGGUGUGCAAGAUCGGAUAAACGAAUACAAUCGAAUGAUAAGCAAUCCUAGCUUGCAACGACCUAGUAGCACAUUGCAUGAACAUAGAGUUCAGUCUUCCAGCUUCAGUAAUUCGCUGUCACUCAGCUCAGCAAGGAUUCUGGGCCUUUCAAGUACUAGGGCAUCUGAAGGAACAAGUCCACAAGUUCCUAUCAAGGAGGUUGAGAAUGAACGCCUUUUAAGGGCCCCACCUUCUGAAGCAAUGCAGAGAAUACUGGAAAUGAAUCCCUCAAGAAUAAUUAAUCGCAAUGGUAUCGCUGCUCAGCUAAAACAACGCGGGAGCUUGCAAAAUGGAAGGGGUUCUCGAAAUCAUGAUUUUAGGAAGCAACUAUUGACAUUGAAAGAGGGUUAUCAGCCGCCACGUCGUGGUCGUCCCCCAAAACGACGUGAUGUAGGAGAGUCGUCUUCUUCUCAACGUGGAAAGAAGGUUUCUACAGGAGCAGGAAAAGCUGAUCAAAGAAACCCUAUACCCCAAGAACCACCAAAGACUAAUCCUGAAAUUGCAGUGAAUAGAGAUCUGCAGAUCCAGAAUGACGACAUACCCAUAAACCCUGACGCCGAGCUUAGUGAACAUGAGAACCUUGUCUAUAACAUCAAAUAUGAGAAGCGUGGUUACCCCAUUGACCCCCAUAUUAGAUUAUUCAAAGCAUCACAAGGGAAAUAUUGUGCCUAGCCUGCACAAAAAGGAAGUGUCAAGUGCAUGGGAUCCUCUAGAGCAGUUAAAUCGGAUGAUUUCAAUUAGUAUACUUAAAAACUAGUUAAUUUCAGACAAUUCUAAAAUAUAGAGUAGAAACAAGGACCAUAGCAUUUCGUGAUAUUAUUUGCACAAAUGAAAUUCGAUAUAACUAGGGAAAAUAAGGCUGUGAUAAAUUUUAGUGUGCAAAUGAUAUUAUCUGUGCCUUGCAUUUUAUGUUGUUUUCGUGUCUACCAGUUUUACAACGCAGUGCUGGAUAGAUUUAUAAUUAGCUUGUGUUAAUGUUUUGAGUGAUGAUGCUUGAACAUCCAAAACUUUAUAA
Cajanus cajan (pigeon pea) is the source of this 2437-nucleotide messenger RNA. NCBI's taxonomy places the organism in Eukaryota, Viridiplantae, Streptophyta, Magnoliopsida, Fabales, Fabaceae. The record is from RefSeq and is a predicted model, not a curated record.